AUGGCUCUCCCCCGCGAAGACGAGGAACAGCUAACACAGCGAACGUCGAUAUCCCCAGUUCUUUAUGACAACCUCGUGCACUACUUCAAAUACGCGUCGUGUGCCUACGUCCCAGUCUGCCCGCGUCCAAACGGCCGACAUCUAGUCCUUCCAUUUACGAACCCAGUGACCGAUGUUCAAGGCUACGUCGCUAGAGAUAACGAGAAGAAAGAACUGGUCGUAGCUUUGCGAGGAAGUUUGUCUCUAACAGAUUUCUUGAUGGACGGACAGCUCGUCCUUGUACCCUUUAUCUCGCCGGGCAUCAAGACUACGCCUGAUGACAUUCGCGUACACAGCGGAUUCCUCACUUGCUGGAAUUCAGUAGCCUACGAAGUGAUUGAAAUCAUAAAACACGAACUCGGAUCGUACCCCGACUUUUCUAUCACCGUGACCGGGCACUCCCUCGGCGGUGCACUCUCGGACCUUGCUGCUGUCACGCUGAAGGCGAAGUUCCCCGACGCACCACUGAACGCGUUUUCAUAUGGAGCACCGAGGACUGGGAAUCAAGCCUGGGCUGAAUUUAUCAACAAGAGCUUUGGCAGUUGCAUGCAUCGAGUGGUACAUACCAGCGACGGAGUACCCACGAUGAUUCCUAAGGAGCUAGGCUAUCGCCAUCACGGCAUAGAAUACUGGCAACACACCGAUCCCCCUUCAGCGGAAUCAACAACGCAGUGCUCCGCUGACGGCGAGGAUCCCACCUGCUCCGCGUCGAUACCUACCAUGGGCAUCAAUCCAGCGCACGUUUGGUAUUUCGGGAUCAUGGCGGCGACGCCGUUUUGUUACUGA
Molecule: messenger RNA, 825 nt
Organism: Pleurotus ostreatus (oyster mushroom)
Lineage: Eukaryota; Fungi; Basidiomycota; Agaricomycetes; Agaricales; Pleurotaceae
Exons: 11
Coding region: 1-825 (274 amino acids)
Biological process (GO): lipid metabolic process
Source: RefSeq, a predicted model, not a curated record